AUGGGAAAUGGUUUGUUAGAGAAGGUGGGUUUGACAGGGUACAUAUUGAGAGGUGACGGGCCUCUUUAUGGAGCUGCUCGAGAGCAAAUCCAGUCCCUCCAAGUGGAGUUGCAUUCGGCACUAGAGGCUCUUAAGAAAGCUAAUGAGAAGGUGGCUGAGACAGCAGGGCAGACCAAGUCUUUAGAAGCAGAGCUAUCUCAGACUCGCAAAGUUCUCAAAGUGUCUGAUGAGAGGGCAGCUGCCUUGGAGGUUCGCUGCGAAGGAGUUUUAAAGCAGCUGUCCUCUAUGACGGAGGCCCUUAAAGAAAGGGACGAGGCUGUAAGCCAAAAAGCUGAGGUCCAGCGCCAAUAUGAGGCCUUAAAGGCUAAUUUUGAAGAGCUUCAAGCUCAGCUUGAGGAAGCGAAGGCGCAGAAGGAAGCAGCCCUAGCUCGGGUGGAGAUAAACUGA
Molecule: messenger RNA, 447 nt
Organism: Manihot esculenta (cassava)
Lineage: Eukaryota; Viridiplantae; Streptophyta; Magnoliopsida; Malpighiales; Euphorbiaceae
Product: translation initiation factor IF-2-like
Exons: 4
Coding region: 1-447 (148 amino acids)
Source: RefSeq, a predicted model, not a curated record